This is a messenger RNA of Nerophis lumbriciformis (worm pipefish), 2079 nucleotides long. The record is from RefSeq and is a predicted model, not a curated record. NCBI's taxonomy places the organism in Eukaryota, Metazoa, Chordata, Actinopteri, Syngnathiformes, Syngnathidae.
AUGACGGAGAAGAUAACAGAGAAGCUUCUACUGGAGAAAGGUUCUCCAAAAACCAAGAGGCUCGAGGACAUCAAGACAUUAAAGCUUUCCAAACUAGGGUUGAAGUGUUCAGACUUGCCUGUCAAACUCCUCUCCCGUCUUCAGUCCCUGGAGCGCUGCGAUUUGUCUGGGAACCGAUUGCAAGAAUUCCCCAAAAACUUGGAGCUGCCCAAGUUGCGCUUCUUGGACCUUAGUGACAACCAGAUGGAGGAUGUCACCUCAAUGGCAUCCCUGUGCAGCCUGGAGGAGGUCAUGAUGGAGGACAACCUUUAUAUCACUGUGAGUGACAAUUACAAGCUAAUGACGCUGCUGCCCAAUUUGCGAAGUUACAAUGGUAAAGACAUCACCAGCACCGCCAACCACGUACGCUUCGUGUUCACGGAAAACCUCAGGACGCGGAUUGUUGCCUUGUGGGAGAAAAGCUACAGCCUGCCGGUUCCCGUAACAUCAAACAAAAUGGCCGUCCUGGAGGAGGACUUUGUUAAUGCAGUGCGGAAGCAAGUGAAAUAUGGACCAAAUUCAGUUAGCGACUUCACUAAAUGGAAGAUUGAUACCAUGGCCAGGGAGUAUCUGCGCUUGUUGACGGCACCAAAGGAGGUCUCGCCAAACAAAGUAAAUGAGGUCUCGACCACCAUUAAAAGGAAGGAAACUCCACUGUCGACGUACAGCGACGUACGGCUGAUUCCUCGUAAAAAGUCGCGAUCUGAUCCUGAAGAUGCCGUGAUUCCUGCCACGAGGCGUCAGUGUUCCUUGGUGCCCAGACGCGUACCUGCGAAGAAAGAGGCUGUCAGCGGGUGUUUGACAACGCCAGUCAAUAGAGUUAAGAGCGGACCGAAGAAUGAGUCAAAUGAUGAUUUGAUAAAGAGCAUCAACAAGACGCAGCCAGUGCGUCUGCAGCCCCUUCACGUCCUGCAGUGUCACAGCAAGCAGGACAACUCGGAAGACUUCUCCACUCAGCUUUGGGCCUGUGCCUUCCAGCCUCAGCAGGACUCCUCCGGAAGUCGCAUAGUUGCGACAUGCGGUGGAGAUUCUUUGUGCCUUAUCGACUGUGAGACUGGCAUGGUGAUGAAGAAGUAUAAAGUCACUGGAGAGGAAUUUUUCUCACUGGCCUGGUCAACGGUCCUGAUGUCCCGAGGGGGGGGAGCUUCGGCGCAGCCUUGCAACAUUCUUGCGGCGGGCGGAAAGCGAGGCUUGGUCAAGCUGAUCCACCCCCGGUGCAACGUGGCGUAUGGCGAGUUCCGUGUUAGCCGCAGGGCCUUGUCCAUCCUUCGCUUCAACCACCGCCAAGGCAACUUCCUAUUUACGGGCUCUUACGACAACAAGAUUGUGUUAUGGGACAUCGGCGGAAUUGACAGCACGUACAACUUUAAAGUUGUGCAACUAUUAACACUGGAAAGCAGCUCUACCCCGCUGCACAUCUGCCUGCCACCCACCAAGCCCGAUGCACAGCUCCUGGCAGCAUGCGAGGACGGUCUACACUGGUACAACACGCAACUUGCGCCCAAGGGCGGUACCAAGAGGUCUAUCGAAGCAGAAGUAACCUUCCCUGUUUACAAGAACGAAGACAAAGAUCUCAACUACCACACCGUGGACGGUCUCGCGUUCCUCACUGAUGAUAUCGUGGCCUCCAAGAACUUUUCGUACAGCUGCAUCUAUCUGUGGAGCUGGAGUCAAACGCGAUCGCAACGGCGUGACAAGAACGGGCAUGUGCGCGCAGCCGUACUGGCCGAGCUGCGCUGGGCAAACACGGAGAUUCCUUACUUGGCGCUCAGCACCUGUCCCGGCCGAUCUUACAUCGUGUGUGGUGACAACGAAGGCAAAUUGUGGACGUAUCACAUCACUAAACUCCAGACGGACAAUUUCCAGACCGGAAAGCCCAUUGAGCCCACGGAGGUGCUCCAGUGGCCUGCCCCUGUCCGGCAGGGCCUUGGCCCGCUGGAAGGUCCAUCCAUCAACAGUGUGGCCAUAGACCCCGAAUUCCAGUACCUGGUGGCCCUCAGCGACAAGAACAUGGUGAUGGUGUGGAAGAGGACGCCCUGA